Molecule: messenger RNA, 507 nt
Organism: Micromonas pusilla CCMP1545
Lineage: Eukaryota; Viridiplantae; Chlorophyta; Mamiellophyceae; Mamiellales; Mamiellaceae
Exons: 1
Source: RefSeq, a predicted model, not a curated record
UUUUUCGGCGAAGCGACGACGUCGAGCUCGUACGGCGGGUACGGCGGGAACGAGAACAACUUCGACAAGUUCAAGUACUACUACGAAAUCCCAGAAGGCUGGGUCCCGGACACCGUGAACAAAGUCGAAAAGUCCACGAACGGCACGGACUCGCGCUGGGUGAACCCGAAGAACAAAGACCAGAAAGUGUACUGCGUCACGCUCACGGGGUACAACAAACUCAAGGAGGAUCGAACCGGCAUUCUAGGCGAUCUCGCGCUCUCGGACUAUAACCUCCAAGACGCGUUAACCGGGGCGGAUUCCACCAUCGUCAACGAGCGAGAGGAAAACGGGCAAACGUACGUCGACUUCGACUUGCUCGGGUACUUCGGCGCGAUAUACGCGACCGUGACGGUGUACGGCGGUCGCGUGUACGCUUUAUUCUCCAUCUGUCCGGAAUCGCUGCUGGAAUCGGGCUCGGAGCAGGCGAUGCGCAUGAGGAAGUCGUUCGGGACGAUAGCGAAGUCG